AUGGUUGUUAAGCCUUUUGUUGUUGUGGCUUUAUGUUUUUUGGUUUGUGCAACUCAUAUUGUGUAUGGUAACUAUCUUGUUCGAGAGGAGAAGUCAUCUUUUGGAUGUAAUGUAGUAGACAACCCACUUCAAUUGGCGAUCAAACGUCGUGCCAUAUCGCAUAUGGGUUUGCAUGUCGUUGAAGAGUUGGUUCAUGCUUUGGGUAAAGUACCUUAUGACCAAGAUGGAGGAGAGACGAAAGAACAAAUGAAAUUUAGGUUCAUAAAUAAUUCUGAAGAAAACGCCAAUAGCGGGAUUAAAAAUGUAGAACGAGAAGGUUCUCGUGGUGGCAUUGCUGGUAGCACACCUUGA
Lactuca saligna is the source of this 351-nucleotide messenger RNA. NCBI's taxonomy places the organism in Eukaryota, Viridiplantae, Streptophyta, Magnoliopsida, Asterales, Asteraceae. The record is from the annotation of a GenBank genome assembly.